Molecule: messenger RNA, 2260 nt
Organism: Abrus precatorius (Indian licorice)
Lineage: Eukaryota; Viridiplantae; Streptophyta; Magnoliopsida; Fabales; Fabaceae
Product: subtilisin-like protease SBT4.14
Exons: 11
Coding region: 14-2260 (748 amino acids)
Biological process (GO): proteolysis
Molecular function (GO): serine-type endopeptidase activity
Source: RefSeq, a predicted model, not a curated record
UCAAAAGCCAAAGAUGUUACUACUAAAUAUGUUUUUACAAAACCAUCACAAAUCCUUUUCUCUUCUUUGGCUUCAAUUACUCCUAAUCUUUCUAACCAGUGCCUCAGUUAAUGGAAUUGAGCAAAAGAACUUCUACAUUGUUUUCUUGGGAACUCAUCCUGUGAGCAGAGACAUUGCACUUGAUAACCAUUUAAAAGUUCUAUCAGCAGUGAAGGGAAGCUACCUUGAAGCCAAACAAUCCAUGGUAUAUAGUUACACAAAAAGCUUUAAUGCAUUUGCUGCAAAACUGUCUGAGGACGAAGCCAAGAAUUUGUCAGACAUGGAUGAAGUUCUCUCGGUGUUUCAAAAUCAGUACCGCAAGCUACACACAACAAGAUCAUGGAACUUCAUUGGGUUACCUCAAACUGCUAAGAGAAGAUUGAAAUUAGAGAGUGACAUAAUUGUUGCUCUUUUGGAUACAGGGAUCACCCCGGAAUCUAAAAGCUUCAAGGACAAAGGGUUUGGUCCUCCACCAGCAAGAUGGAAAGGAACUUGUGGCCACUAUGCUAAUUUCUCAGGCUGCAAUAACAAAAUCAUAGGAGCCAAAUACUUCAAAGCUGAUGGAGACCCUGAUCCAUUUGACAUAUUAUCUCCUAUAGAUGUUGAUGGACAUGGCACUCACACUGCAUCAACAGCUGCAGGCAAUUUAGUCUCAAAUGCAAGCCUCUUUGGAUUGGCCAAUGGCACUGCUCGCGGAGCCGUGCCAUCGGCUAGAUUGGCAAUAUACAAAGUUUGUUGGUCAUCCAGUGGAUGUGCAGAUAUGGACAUACUAGCUGCAUUUGAUGCUGCUAUCCAUGAUGGUGUGAAUGUCAUAUCCAUUUCCAUAGGUGGAGGGAAUCCUAGUAUUGUGGAGGAUUCUAUAUCAAUUGGUGCAUUUCAUGCCAUGAGGAAAGGUAUAAUCACAGUGGCCUCAGCAGGAAAUGAUGGUCCUACUUUGGGAACUGUCACAAAUACUGCACCAUGGAUUGUAACAGUAGCGGCUAGUGGCAUUGAUAGGACUUUCAGAAGCACUGUACAGUUGGGAAAUGGAAAGAAUAUUUCUGGGGUAGGAGUUAGCUGUUUCAAUCCAAAACAAAAACAGUACCCUCUUGUCAAUGGGAUUGAUGCAGCCAAAGACCCAAAAGAUAAGGAAGAUGCUAGAUUCUGCUAUGAAGGCACCUUAGAGCCUAAUAAGGUUAAGGGAAAGCUUGUUUACUGCGAAUUAGGAACAUGGGGCACUGAAGCUGUUGUAAAGGGAAUUGGAGGCAUCGGUUCUUUAAUAGAAAGUGAACAAUAUCCUGAUGUUGCUCAAAUUUUCAUGGCUCCUGCUACCAUUGUGAAUAAUGACACAAGUGAAAUUAUUACCAAAUAUUUACAAUCCACAAGAUCACCAUCAGCGGUUAUAUACAAAAGCCAGGAAGUACAAAAGCAAGCUCCAUUCAUUGCUACAUUCUCAUCUAGAGGUCCGAAUCCUGGAUCCCGCAAUGUUCUCAAGCCUGAUGUUGCAGCUCCUGGCAUUGACAUCUUGGCAUCUUAUACUCUUAUGAAGUCACUCACAGGUUUGAAAGGUGACACUCAAUUUUCAGAAUUUAUUCUAUUGUCUGGAACCUCUAUGUCAUGUCCACAUGUUGCUGGAGUAGCAGCAUAUGUGAAGUCUUUUCACCCAGAUUGGACUCCUGCUGCCAUCAGAUCUGCUAUUAUUACUACAGCCAAACCUAUGAGCAAGAGAGUUAACAAUGAAGCAGAAUUUGCCUAUGGUUCUGGUCAAUUGAACCCAACAAGAGCUGUGAGCCCUGGUUUGGUGUAUGACAUGGAUGACUUAGCUUAUAUUCAAUUUUUAUGCCAUGAGGGUUACAAUGGUUCUAGUUUUUCAGCAUUAGUUGGUUCUCCUGUAAAUUGCUCCUCUUUGAUUCCUGGGAUUGGCCAUGAUGCUAUCAACUACCCUACCAUCCAAUUCAGCUUGGAAAGCAACAAAGACACAAGAAUAGGAGUUUUCAGAAGAAGAGUGACCAAUGUAGGUCCUGCUCCCACCAUCUUCAAUGCCACCAUUAGAUCACCAAAAGGAGUGGAAAUCACAGUGAAGCCUACUACACUCAUUUUCUCUAAAACCUUGCAAAAGAAGAGCUUCAAAGUAGUUGUGAAAGCCACUUCUAUUGCAAGUAAGAAAAUUGUAUCAGGUUCCCUUAUAUGGAGAAGCCCACGUUACAUUGUAAGGAGCCCUAUUGUUAUCUACCGUCCAUAA